Molecule: messenger RNA, 1122 nt
Organism: Rosa chinensis
Lineage: Eukaryota; Viridiplantae; Streptophyta; Magnoliopsida; Rosales; Rosaceae
Product: 1-aminocyclopropane-1-carboxylate oxidase homolog 2
Exons: 5
Coding region: 1-1122 (373 amino acids)
Molecular function (GO): dioxygenase activity
Source: RefSeq, a predicted model, not a curated record
AUGGUCGAGCCUGAUCGUCUGGAGCUUCUGAAGGCCUUCGACGAAUCCAAAGCUGGUGUCAAAGGGGUCGUCGAUGCCGGAAUCACCAAAGUCCCACCCAUUUUCGUGCGUUUAAAGAAAGAUCCCUCCAUCGCCGGUGACCACAAGACAUCUGGCCAUUUCAGUAUUCCAGUGAUUGAUCUGGCUAACAAUGAAGGACGAUCUGCUGAGGUGGUGAACCAUGGGAUGCCUAGGAGAGUGAUGGAGGAGAUGAUGGAGGCGACGCUUGGGUUUCACGAGCUACCGAGGGAGGACUAUGGCAGGGAGCCGGCGAGGAAGGUCAGCCUGGGAUUCAAGGCUACGCUCGACUUGGGCAAGUGGUCGCUGACCUUUUGCUGGGAAAUCAAAUUUGUUCGGCCGGAUCCGGAUCUGGGAUCUAGGGAAUUUGAAGAUUUCUUGGAAUUUUGGCCAUCGGAUCUUCUCAAGGAUUGGCUGCGUGCUCUGGUGUGGCGCGGCGGAGCAGGACGAGGCGUUCUAGGGCUGUGCGUGGAUGGUGGAGGCGGCGCUGUGGGUCCUUCCACUAGUGGCAUUCGACGGCUGCAGUGGGAGAGUAGAUGUGUGGGUGCCCAGAGAAGGUCUGAUAGGGUGCCCAUGUACUUAGGUGUCCAAAUCAGAUUCAGAUGGGCUUGGGCUUUUGUCGAGUCUGCUUUGGCAGAUUUGACUUUGGUCUCAGGCCGGAUUUGGAUCCGCAUUUGGGAUCCAGGUCGUAUUCUAUUUCGGAUCUUGGAUCCGAAACAGCUGCUCAUAUUGUUCUGGUAUUGGUUCUGGUUCUUCAGAGUUCGUCUGCCUAAAUCCGAGGUUCUGGAACCCUUGGUUGCUUUCGAUCUUUUGCUAAUGUCAAAUAAUAAGUUCACAAGCGUGAUUCACAGAGUAUUGGCUAAAAAGGAAGGUCCAAGAAUUUCCGUGGCCUGUUUUUUUGGACAGUCGCUAGAAAAUUCUUUGAGACUGGGGCCAAUCAAGGAGUUGAUAUCUGAAGAAAAAUCUCAAGUUUACCGCGAAACAACUGUGAAAGAAUAUGUUAUGUGCCACUACAAGCAAUGGGAAGCAUAUGAGGUCUCGGGGCUAGAAAGCUUGAAGCUGUGA